UUAUAGGUAUACGUAGGACCGUAGCUGAUAAUUUCUCCAUCGAUCAAGUUUGUCGCUUCCGGUUGAGAAAGUACAGCAGCAGCCAUGGCCGGCGGAUUCAAGCUCGAACAGCAGCAUGGCAAGGGUAGGGUUAGGGUUUCAAGGGUUUGGAGAAAGGCCGGCGAAGGUGGAGCUGAUGUCAUCGUUGAGUGGAACGUUAGCAUCUCCCUUCUCUCCGAUUGCCUUGAAGCCUACACCGACGGCGACAACUCCUCCAUCGUCGCCACUGAUACCAUGAAAAACACUGUUUAUGCUAAAGCAAAGGAGUGUACGGAAGUUGAAUCCCCGGAGAGUUUCGCGAUCCGCCUGGCGAAACACUUUACGAGCUUCUAUCCGAAGGUGACAACUGCUAUUAUUUCCAUAGUGGAGAAACCAUGGGAGCAGGUUGUUGUGGAUGGCCGGCCACAUGCACAUGGAUUUAAGCUUGGGUCUGAGAAGCAUACAACUGAAGUAAAUUUGAAGAAGUUUGGUGCUCUUAGAUUGAUAUCUGGAAUUCAAGGUUUAUCUUUGUUAAAAACUACACAGUCUGGUUUCGAAGGAUUUAUUAGGGACCGCUACACAUUGCUUCCAGAAACAAAAGAAAGGAUGUUAGCAACAGAGGUUACGGCUCUCUGGAGGUGCUAUUCAGUUUUUUUAGGUUAUUUUCAUUAAAGCCAUUGUCAUCUC
Messenger RNA from Dendrobium catenatum, 705 nucleotides. Its product is annotated as uricase-2 isozyme 2. NCBI's taxonomy places the organism in Eukaryota, Viridiplantae, Streptophyta, Magnoliopsida, Asparagales, Orchidaceae. Gene Ontology annotation, biological process: urate catabolic process; purine nucleobase catabolic process. The transcript is spliced from 5 exons. Gene Ontology annotation, molecular function: urate oxidase activity. The coding region runs from base 85 to 690 and encodes 201 amino acids. The record is from RefSeq and is a predicted model, not a curated record. Gene Ontology annotation, cellular component: peroxisome.